CAGUGUUCGCCUGCUAAGAAGUGAUCUAUUGCUAAACUGUCACACAGGAACGGGGCAUUUGGUGAGCUAAAACAAUGCAUUUGGAUAUAAUUUGGGUAACUGCCUGUUUUCUUUCCUUCCCUUUGAUCUCAUCACAAGAAACCAAACCUCUUUAUGUCAUGAUGGCACCCCAGAUUCUGAAGGUGGGUUCAGCAACAAAUGUGUUUGUUGAGAUACAAGACAACCCAAAUGAAAGUGAAAUAAUAGAAGUCAGUAUACGAGUACUGAAUUUCCCAACUAAAGACACAAGCCUCCACACUUCAACAGUGAAACUUACACGUGAAAACAAAUUUCAGUCCACCGCUAAAAUAGAGAUACCAUACAUGGAGAACAUUUUUAAAGCUGAUUCCAGAGAAAAACAAUAUGUAUAUCUUCAGGCAAUGUUUAAAUUAAAAUCCCUUUUGCAACAAUCAUUGGAGACAAUCGUUUUGAUCAACUUCCAGUCUGGAUACAUAUUUGUACAGACGGACAAAACAAUUUAUACUCCAGACAGUACUGUCAAAUACAGGAUUUUUGCCCUGGACACCAACUUAAAGCCUGUUAAAAGUCAAGUGAUCACAGAGAUUGUGACUCCAGAUGGAAUUGUUAUCCCCAAGAAUACCCUACACAUUCCUGCUAAUGGAUUGGUGACUGAAGAACACAAAUUAGCCAGUCCGGUCAGUAACGGGAUCUGGCAAAUCACAACAAAGGUUAAAAACAGCCCUUACACGAAUUACACUGCACAGUUUGAAGUCAAAGAAUAUGUGCUGCCCAGUUUUGAAGUCGAGCUGGUUCCAGACAGUCCUUUUUACUACACCGAUGAUAAAGAGCUGACGGUUACUGUCAAGGCCAAAUAUUUGUUUGGGAAGAAAGUUAAUGGAAAUGCUGUUGCAGUGUUUGGCAUUGUAGAAAACCAAAGGAAAAUAACUCUCCCAGCAUCUCUCCAGAGAGUACCAAUCAAAAAUGGGGAAGGAACAGUAAAGUUGAUCAUGACAGACAAUAAUCAUCUCAACAUUGCAGACCUCAAUGAUAAAAUCCUUUUCCUGUCUGUCAGUGUUAGAUCUGAGUCUGGUGAGAUAGUGGAAGCCCAGAGGGGAGACAUCCACAUAGCUACGUCACCCUAUUCAAUUCACUUCAUAAGGACCCCAAAGUAUUUUAAACCGGGAAUGCCAUUUGAUUUCACCGUGUUAGUGACAAACCCUGAUAAAGCACCAGUAAAAAAUCUUGGACUGUUGCUUGAUGAAACCAAAGACUCUAACAUUAAUCACCAGAACUCAGUGGUAAGCACAAACAAUGAUGGGAUGGCCCAGUUCAGCAUCAAUACAGGAAAACAAUACACCAGGCUUAAAAUUAAGGUACAGACCAACGAUUCAAAACUUAAGCCAGAACGUCAGGGAAUGAAAGAGAUGGAGGCGUUUCCCUACAAUCCCAAAGAUGGGUCUAAUAAUUACCUACACAUCAGCAUACUUAAGAGUGAGGUGGAAGUAGGCAAUAUGGCCCAAUUCAGGCUUCAUCUAGGUGACACUCCUAAUGUUCAGAAUCAAGACUUUACUUACAUGAUCCUUAGUAGAGGACAAAUUUUAAGUGUCCACAGAUUCAAAAGAUCGGAUAAUUCCCAGAUAGCACUGGAUACUAAAGUCACCAAAGACAUGCUUCCCUCUUUUCGUUUCGUGGCUUAUUACCAUGUGGGUUCAUCUGAGGUGGUUUCUGAUUCAAUCCUGGUUGAUGUAAAGGACACGUGCAUGGGAUCGCUUCAAGUGAAGACCGAAAACUCUCUAUAUAGUCAAUAUUCUCCAUCUGCCCCCAUCACUUUGAAAAUCACUGGAGAUCCAGGAGCAAAUGUUGGACUUGUAGCUGUGGAUAAAGCCAUUUAUUUCCUUAACAACAAGAACAGACUCACACAAGCCAAGAUGUGGGAUUACGUAGAUAAAACUGACAUUGGUUGCACAGCAGGAAGUGGGCAGGACAGCAUGGGUGUGUUCCAUGAUGCAGGGCUAGUGUUUCAGUCUAAUGAUGCUGGAGGCACCUUAAACAGAAGAGAUUUUUCUUGCCCAUCUGCUUUGAUGCGAAGACGUCGGGAUGUUAACUUACUGCAACUUAAAAAUACACUUGUGGGAAAAUUUAAUGGCAAUCUGAAGAAGUGCUGCAUGGAUGGGAUGGUGAAGAACUUACUGGACUACUCGUGUCAGCGUCGUUCAGAGUAUAUAAUGGAUGGAGAGGAAUGCAGGAAAGCUUUUGUGGAAUGCUGCAUGGAGAUUAUUAAAAUGGAGGAGAAAGCCAUUGAGGAAGAGCUGGUUCUUGCUAAAAGCAGCCAUGACGACUCAAUAGAAGAGAUCUUAGAAAAUGUUAAUGCGCGCAUAUGGUUCCCUGAGAGCUGGCUUUGGCAUACAGUUGUCCUUCCUAACUGUGACAGUAAGCAAUCAUGUGAGACAACCUCUGACAAAGUAACUACAAACCUUCCAGCCUCAAUAACCACAUGGGUGAUCACUGCUAUAAGCGUGUCUAAAGAUAACGGUAUUUGUGUUGCUGAUUCUACGGAAGUUGCUGUUCAAAAAAACUUCUUCAUUGAUCUGAAACUGCCUUACUCAGUUGUCGUCAAAGAGCAAAUACAAAUCAAAGCCAUUAUACACAACUCAUUACAACUUUUUGAGGAUGACGAUAAUAAAGUGUUUGUGGAGCUGCUCCCUACUGAUAGUAUAUGCAGUGAGGCCAGCAAUAAGAAGAAACACCGUAAGAUUAUUGAGGUGCCAUCUAAGUCAUCUUACACUGUGACCUUUCCAAUCAUUCCCCUGAAAACCGGAGAAUUUGAUAUAACAGUGAGAGCAGCACAUCGCUCAAUGGGCAUGGUAGAUGCAGUGAAGAAACAACUUAAAGUGGUGACAAAUGGUGUGCUGACUAAAGUUAAUGAAUUGACUUAUGUUCUGGAUCCAGCCCGGGCCGGUGGAAAUCAGAAAAUACAGAUACAGAAGCCCGUACUGAAUGAUCAAAUGCCAGGCACAGAUGCUAAGACUCAUGUCUUUGUAAGAGGCAGCCCAUUAGAGCAGCUGACCGAACAGGCCAUUUACGGGCAUGAUUUGGGGCGGUUUAUUCAGAAACCAUAUGGAUGUGGAGAGCAGAAUAUGAUGAGAUUGGCACUCCCAGUCAUCGCAACCCUUUAUCUUGACAAAACCAACAGGUGGAAUGAUGUGGGGGUGGACAAACGCAUGGAUGCUCUCCAGCACAUGUCUACAGGUGUUUUGACACAGAUGAAAUUUCGCAACGAAGAUGGUUCAUUCACAGUUUUUAACGGUUUACCUGGCAGUGUGUGGUUAACCGCAUAUGUUGUCAAAAUUUUCUCAAUGGCAUCAAAUCUGAUUUCUAUGAACAAGAAUGUGAUCUGUGAUGCCAUGGAGUGGUUAAUCUCACAACAUCUCAAGAUUGGAGCUUUUUCUAAGGAUCGAAAUCAAGAGCUCUUUAUCACAGCCUAUGUUCUUAUGGCACUUCAGGAGGGACGAGAGGUUUGCUCUAAACAAUUAACAGAUCUUGAACAUCAUGAGAAGAAAUCAAUUGAAUAUCUUCAGGGUCACAUUUCAGAAACAGAUCCUUUAUCUGUUGCCAUAGCACUGUACACUCUAGAGAACGCUGACAAAAUGAACAAAGAUCAAAUAACAACGUUUUUCCAAAAGUUUUUAAUACAUGAUUCAAAUGGAAGAUAUUGGAAUGUGUUGGGGAAUCAUCUUUCUAAGCUGGAGGCCACUGGAUAUGCUCUGCUCACACUCAUAAAGAGAAAAGACUUUAUUACUGCAGAACCUGUUGUGAGAUGGUUGCAACAACAUCAGAUGUACAUGGGAACUUACGGGUCAUCACAGACAACAGUUGUGGUCUACCAGGCUUUGGCUAAGUACUAUGAGGAGGUCGAACAGCCGAAAUACCCAGAUCUAGAAGUUACUCUCUCACUUUCAACAAGAACUACAUCUACUAAACUGCUAUUUACCAAAGGCACUGAACGUCUACGACACUCUCAGAAUUUUAACGCCAAUAACAACUUAACUGUGAUCGCGAAUGGGGCAGGAAAGGGAUCCAUCUCUUAAAUGGCUGUGCCGUGGUUGGAUAUUGCAGAUUAAGGGGCGGUAUUAUUAUAAUAGGACCUUCUUAUGACAUCAUAAGGAGAGCCACAUUUUAAUUACCUCCCAGCUAGAAGAAAAAAGUUCUAAGAACAUUCCCUGAAAGUUCCCAAGGUUCCCAAAAACAUUCUGCCAACGUAAAAAGUGUCCAGUUUUCUUUAAGUUCUAAGAACGUUUCUGUUGUCUGAACGUUAGAGGAAUGUUACAUUUUACCAUUUUUAAACGUUAUGACAAUGUCAUGUUUUAAUGUUCACACAAUGUUUAAAACAACAACUGUUUAUUAUAUUGACUUGUUUAAUUGUUAUGUACAUGAUAGAGAAACAUUGCAUUUUAUAAAACAUUAUUUCUGAAUGUUCAGUAAAUAUAUUGCUGUAGAAAACACAAUUCACUUAUUAGGUUUAGAUGUUGAUGUUUUGUUUCAUUUUAAGUCACCAUUAUUGUGAUUAGUGUUUGUUUUAGUUGGACUCUUGACUAGUGGUGCAACGGAUCGCAGUUGAUCCGUGAUCUGUACGGAUCACGACCCACGGUUCGGCUCGCAUGUGAUUCGCGGAUUAAUACGCAAAUUUAAAUAGGGAAAGUUUAUCAUUUGUAAGUAUUAUAAAGGUUUGCAAAUGUUAACAUUCAAGUGAUUUUAAACAGUUUAACUGCAAAACGGCGCUAAAGUGAUCAGUUUACUUUACGCACAAACGCACGCGUGCGGUUGAAUGCGUCCGGUCCAGCUCGAGUCAGACAUCAUCCUUCAAAGAUCAGAACUCUUGAUGUUUAAAUUUCAGAGAGUUGCGCUACUCUCUCUCAUACUGUAGUGUAUUAAAAUACAUUUGGCUAAUAGAGCAAUGAAAAACAACGUAACGUUUUUAUGUGGGACGACUGUAAUGCUGCGCCGUCUGUAAUUCGCCCUCUGUCUGUGUCUGUGCGCUCGUUUAAGGGGACUCGGUAGUGCACAAACGGAGAGAUGCAGUCUGUGCAUAUUUGGUCUUAAAGAGACAGUAAGCUCAAUUGACCUACUUAAGUCUGUGUCAUUAAUGUUAAUCAAAGAACCCAAGACAAAGAGAAAAUCACUGCUGAAGCUUUAAAAAAAUAAUAAUUACAUUUAAUUAAUACAAUAAAUGCAGUGUUAUUAUUCAUUUGAUUUCUGUAACUAAUGAUUUUAGACCUUACUUAAUGUGCAACCUUGUUCUUUUUAUAAAUGUUUGUAAUUUCUUGAUUUGUUAUUAGAAUUUUCCCAUACUUUUUUUUUGCUGAUCCGAAAAAUGAUUCGAUCCGUGCCUCAAAAUCCGUAAUGUGAUCCGAACCGUGAGUUUUGUGAUCCGUUGCACCCCUACUUUUGACACUUGACUAUUCUUUGCUAGUUAUUUCCCUGGUUGUGUUAACUUUGUGUUAAUGCACCUCAUUUGUUAUAAACAUGUAAAGUUAAUAGUGUAAUUCUGUGGUUGUUGGUACAUAAUGGUAAAGAUCAUUACCUAAUCCGUUUACAAAUCAAAAGUUUAUUGUCUUUCAAUAAUGUAUAUUAGAUCCAGCUCUUUCACAGCAGUUUGUCAUUAAGGAGUUUUAGAAACUUUGGACAAAACAUUUCCGCUG
Molecule: messenger RNA, 5699 nt
Organism: Paramisgurnus dabryanus
Lineage: Eukaryota; Metazoa; Chordata; Actinopteri; Cypriniformes; Cobitidae
Source: RefSeq, a predicted model, not a curated record